UGUUGCUCAAUAUAUCAAGAAAGUUGCUGAAUUGGCAACAAUGGGGCGACUAUUGUUAACUGUAAAUGUACAGACAUGACCUGGUCGGCCGGUUUGUCAGUUAAACCACCUCUGAGACACAACCAUAUGGACUUAAUGCGAUCUGCAUGAUAUAAACCCUGAAUAUCAAGAAAGUCCAUCCGUUUUAAUGCUUCUGCAGCAGAAACAAUUGGCUGCAAACCAAUCCUCUGACAGGAAUCUGGCCAUACUUGAAUCAAACAUUUCCUUGAUGGGUGGAACCAUUUACAACAAACUGACAGUUAAAGUCAGCCGUUACUCAGUAAGGAAGUUCAGUCAUUAAUCAGGUGUGGAGAGACUCGCAGAGGAGUUGAGAUGGAUAAAAUCUGCUGUUCCAUCUGUUUGGAUCUACUGAAGGAUCCAGUGACUAUUUGCUGUGGACACAACUACUGCAUGAACUGUAUUGAAGAGCUCUGGGACAGAGAAGAUGAGAGGGAAAUCCACAGCUGCCCUCAGUGCAGACAAACCUCAACACCGAGGCCUCUCCUGGAGAAAAACACCAUGUUAGAAGAGUUUGUGGCGCAUCAGAAGAAGACUGGCCCCCAAGCUGGACCGGCUGAUCACUGCUAUGCUGGACCUGAAUCUGUGGCCUGCGAUGUCUGCACUGGGAGGAAGAUGAAAGCUGUCAAGUCCUGUCUGGUCUGUUUAGUUUCCUACUGUAAGAACCACCUCCAACCUCAUUAUGAUGUCCCUGGAUUGAAGAAACACAAGCUGGUGGAGCCGUCCGAGAACCUAAAGGAGAACAUCUGCUCUCGUCAUGAUGAGGUGAUGAAGAUCUUCUGUCGUACUGAUCAGCAGUGUAUCUGUUAUCUCUGCUUAAUGGAUGAACAUAAAGGCCAUGAAACAGUCCCAGCUGCAGCAGAAAGGACUGAGAAGCAGAAGGAACUCCAGGAGAGUCGACAAGAAAUCCAUCAGAGAAUCCAGGACCAAGAGAAAGAUGUGAAGCUGCUUCAACAGGAGGUGGAGGCCAUCAAUGUCUCUGCUGAUAAAGCAGUAGAUUACAGUGAGAAGUUCUUCACUGGGAUGAUCCGUCUCCUCCAGAAAAGAAGCUCUGAGGUGAAGCAGCAGAUCAGAUCCCAGCAGGAAACUGAGGUCAGUCGAGUCGGAGAUCUUCAGGAGAAGCUGGAGCAGGGGAUCAGUGAGCUGAAGAGGAAAGACGCUGAGCUGGAGCAGCUCUCACACACAGAGGAUCACARCCAGUUUCUCCUCAACUACCCCUCACUGCCAGCACUCAGKGAGUCKAMACMYUCAUCCAGCAUCAACAUCCGUCCUCUGAGACACUUUGAGGACGUGACAGCAGCUGUGUCAGAGCUCAGAGACAAACUACAGGACGUCCUGAGAAACUCAUGGACAAACAUCUCCCUGAUGGUCACUGAGGUGGAUGUUCUACUGUCAGGACCAGAACCAAAGACGAGAGCUGAGUUCUUUAAAUAUUCACGAGAAAUCACUCUGGAUCCAAACACAGCAAACAUGAAAUUGUUUUUAUCUGAGGGGAACCAAAAAGUAACGUUAAUGAAACAACAACAGUUUUAUCCUGAUCAUCCGGACAGAUUCACUGGUUGUUUUUAUCAGGUGCUGAGCAGAGAGAGUCUGACUGGACGUUGUUACUGGGAGGUGGAGUGGAGCGGGAAAGCAGUUCAUGUAGCAGUUUCAUACCAGAACACAAGCAGAAAUGGAGGAUUUGGAUUUAAUAACAAAUCCUGGUCAUUAGACUGCCGGACAAACAGUUACACAUUUUAUCACCACAGCAAUCAAACUCCAAUACCAGGUCCAGUUUCCUCCAGGGUCGGAGUGUACCUGGAUCACAGUGCAGGUGUUCUGUCCUUCUACAGCGUCUGUGAAACCAUGACUCUAAUUCACAGAGUCCAGACCACAUUCACUCGGCCUCUACAUGCUGGGAUUCAGUUUUUAAAAUAUGGAGACUCUGCUGAGUUCCUAUAUCUGAAGUAGUCAGCAGCGAUCUGAGGCCCCGGUGGUUAAAAUGCAUGUUUCAGUUUCUUUAGUCUCCAUCAUUGUUGUCAUUUCUUCACUGUUAAGAGGUCAGCUGCCUUUAUGGAUCUUAUUUGUUGUUUUGUUGGAAUUUGUUUGGGUGCUGCCCCAUCCUGUUUCUGUUCAGCCAUGGCAGCUACCACCACUCAGGAGUGUUUGGUUCACCUAAGAUAAUUACAUUGUCACACCAAACAUUGUUAUUCAAAUCCGUGUGCAGAUGAGCUGAUGGAAACUGUAAAUAUCAUCAUCAUCAAACUGAAUGAAGUUGAUUUUUACAUGAACUCAAAUAAUUCCAUCUUUCUGCAUAUUUUAUUGUUUUAAUGUUUCAGUGUGAAGUUUUGACGGGUGACUGGAUUCUAAUAGUUGUUUUCAGGAUUGACUGGAUUAUUUUUGUCUCAAAUGUCUUCAGUGUAUGAAAUCAUUUCUCUAAUAAAAUUGAAUUCAAGCCAAUAUCGAAUUACUUUUUCAGUUUGUGUUUAUUUUUAUACAAAAAAUGAA
Molecule: messenger RNA, 2544 nt
Organism: Poecilia reticulata (guppy)
Lineage: Eukaryota; Metazoa; Chordata; Actinopteri; Cyprinodontiformes; Poeciliidae
Product: tripartite motif-containing protein 16-like
Molecular function (GO): protein binding; zinc ion binding
Source: RefSeq, a predicted model, not a curated record